CCCAAGGGGUCCAAUUUUUCUUCCUGGGUGUCAGCAAGCCCUGACUCACAACAGUGCAGCUGACAGGGACUGUCAUUCUUGUGGCACCCUAAGCAAAAACAAAAGACCUAAGGACGACCUUUGAACAACACAAAGGAUGGGUUUCAAUGUAAUUAGGCUACUGAGCGGAUCAGCUGUAGCCCUGGUAAUAGCCCCUACUGUAUUACUGACAAUGCUUUCUUCUGCUGAACGAGGAUGCCCUAAGAGCUGUAGGUGUGAAGGAAAAAUGGUAUAUUGUGAAUCUCAGAAAUUACAGGAGAUACCCUUGACUAUAUCUGCUGGUUGUUUAGGUUUGUCUCUUCGCUAUAACAGCCUCCAAAAACUAAAACAUAAUCAAUUUAAAGGUCUAAAUCAGCUCACCUGGCUGUAUCUAGACCAUAACCACAUCAGCAAUAUUGAUGAAAAUGCUUUCAAUGGAAUACGCAGACUAAAAGAGUUGAUCCUGAGUUCCAACAGAAUCGCCUAUUUUCUUAAUAAUACCUUCAGACCUGUGACAAAUCUCCGUAACUUGGAUCUGUCAUACAAUCAGCUGCAGUCUUUGGGAUCUGAACAGUUCAGGGGCUUAAGGAAGCUGCUGAGUUUACAUUUGCGAUCCAAUUCCCUAAGAACCAUCCCUGUUCGAAUAUUCCAAGAUUGUAGGAACCUUGAACUUCUGGACCUGGGUUACAAUCGCAUCCGAAGUUUAGCAAGGAAUGUCUUUGCAGGCAUGAUCAGGUUGAAGGAGCUUCACUUGGAGCACAAUCAGUUUUCUAAGCUCAACCUGGCACUUUUUCCAAGACUAGUCAGCCUUCAAAACCUUUAUUUACAGUGGAAUAAAAUCAGUGUGAUAGGACAAACUAUGUCCUGGACCUGGAGCUCAUUACAAAGGCUUGAUUUAUCUGGCAAUGAAAUAGAAGCUUUCAGUGGACCUAGUGUUUUUCAGUGUGUGCCCAAUUUACAGCGCCUCAACCUGGAUUCAAACAAGCUCACGUUUAUUGGUCAAGAAAUUUUGGAUUCUUGGAUAUCCCUCAAUGAUAUCAGCCUUGCUGGGAAUAUAUGGGAAUGCAGCAGAAACAUUUGCUCUCUGGUAAACUGGCUAAAAAGUUUUAAAGGGCUAAGGGAAAAUACAAUUAUCUGUGCCAGCCCCAAAGAGCUGCAAGGGGUGAAUGUUAUUGAUGCGGUGAAAAACUACAGCAUUUGUGGCAAAAGUACUACAGAGAGGUUUGAAUUAGCAAGAGCUCCCCCAACAUUUAAACCAAAACUCACCAGGCCUAAACAUGACAGCAAGCCCCCUCUGCCCCCAACUAUCGGAGCCACCGAAUCCAGCUCAGAACUCGAGCACGACACAGAACACAUCUCCUUUCAUAAAAUCAUAGCAGGGAGCGUGGCCCUUUUUUUGUCCGUGCUUGUGAUCCUGCUAGUCAUCUAUGUGUCAUGGAAGCAUUACCCAGCCAGUAUGAAGCAGCUGCAGCAACACUCUCUCAUGCGAAGGCACAGGGAAAGAAAAAGGCAGUCACUGAAGCAAAUGACUCCAACCACACAGGAAUUUUACGUAGAUUAUAAACCUACCAACACUGAAACCAGUGAGAUGUUGCUGAAUGGAACAGGACCCUGCACGUAUAACAAAUCAGGCUCCAGGGAAUGUGAGAUACCUUUAUCUAUGAAUGUGUCAACAUUUCUCGCCUAUGACCAACCCACAAUAAGUUACUGUGGUGUACAUCAUGAACUCCUUGCUCAUAAGCCCUAUGAAUCUAAUGCACAGGAAGAAACAAUGGAAACACACCUAGAGACUGAUCUGGAUCUCAGCACAAUAACAACAGCCGCAAGAAUCAGUGAACACAGACAGCAGCUAGCUUAACUGAUUUCAUUUGUAACAGAGGACUGCAACCAACCUAUGUAACUUGAAGGACAAAAGAGGAAGAUAUUCUGAAAUGGUUUCCGAAA
Messenger RNA from Mauremys mutica (yellowpond turtle), 1962 nucleotides. It is a transcript of the gene LRRTM3, whose product is annotated as leucine rich repeat transmembrane neuronal 3. The coding region runs from base 137 to 1876 and encodes 579 amino acids. Gene Ontology annotation, molecular function: protein binding. Lineage: Eukaryota; Metazoa; Chordata; Testudines; Geoemydidae. Gene Ontology annotation, cellular component: plasma membrane. The record is from RefSeq and is a predicted model, not a curated record. The transcript has 3 exons.